Messenger RNA from Prinia subflava (tawny-flanked prinia), 3869 nucleotides. RefSeq names its product CCR4-NOT transcription complex subunit 4 (gene CNOT4). Gene Ontology annotation, cellular component: CCR4-NOT complex. The record is from RefSeq and is a predicted model, not a curated record. Lineage: Eukaryota; Metazoa; Chordata; Aves; Passeriformes; Cisticolidae. Bases 456 to 2753 code for a protein of 765 amino acids. The transcript is spliced from 13 exons. Gene Ontology annotation, biological process: protein ubiquitination. Gene Ontology annotation, molecular function: ubiquitin-protein transferase activity; RNA binding; metal ion binding.
CACUGCCGGCAGCGCACGCGCAGCGGGGGCGGUGUCUGGGGCAAGUCUCCCCAAUGUAAGAUGGUGGCCGGGCUGGCAGCGGAGCGCCCCGAGCUCGGAGAUCGCCCGUCCCUCGCGUAAAGGUCGUCAGAGCAGCUGCCUGAGCGCCCGACCGGCCGCCGCCGCACGUCCUGCUCCAGGAGCGCCGCUGCGGGUUUCUCCCCUUCGCUUCUCUCUUUCCUCGCCGCCUCUCUCCUUCCCUCCCCACCCUUCUCCUCCUUUUCCCCUCGCCUCCUUUCCCACACGCUCACUCAGUCACCCGCCCGGCCGCCCCCGCCGUGCCGAGCAGCCUGAGAGGGAGAGCCGCGCACACGCACCGCGGGCCGGGCAGGCAGGAGGAAGGCGGAUCUUCAAGUGCUGACCUUCUUGGUCUAUUAAGUUAUUAUAAAAUUUUGCUGCUCUGUGAACAUAUAAAGAUGUCUCGCAGCCCUGAUGCUAAGGAAGACCCUGUGGAAUGCCCUCUUUGCAUGGAACCUCUGGAAAUUGAUGACAUCAAUUUCUUCCCUUGCACCUGUGGCUACCAAAUCUGUCGUUUCUGUUGGCAUCGUAUUCGCACUGAUGAGAAUGGACUUUGUCCUGCUUGCAGAAAGCCAUAUCCAGAAGAUCCAGCAGUAUACAAACCACUCUCCCAGGAAGAGCUGCAGAGGAUAAAAAAUGAAAAGAAACAGAAACAAAAUGAGAGGAAACAGAAGAUAUCAGAGAAUCGCAAACAUUUGGCCAGUGUACGUGUUGUACAGAAGAACCUUGUCUUCGUGGUAGGGCUUUCUCAGCGCCUAGCAGAUCCAGAGGUUUUGAAACGACCAGAAUAUUUUGGAAAGUUUGGUAAAAUACAUAAAGUUGUCAUUAAUAACAGCACAUCAUAUGCAGGCUCACAGGGUCCAAGUGCCAGUGCAUAUGUAACCUACAUCCGGUCAGAAGAUGCCCUCAGAGCCAUACAGUGCGUCAAUAAUGUGGUGGUAGACGGCAGAACACUUAAGGCAUCCUUAGGUACAACAAAAUAUUGCAGUUACUUUCUAAAAAAUAUGCAGUGUCCAAAACCAGACUGCAUGUAUCUACAUGAACUAGGUGAUGAAGCAGCCAGUUUCACAAAAGAAGAAAUGCAGGCGGGUAAACACCAGGAAUAUGAACAGAAACUACUGCAAGAACUAUACAAAUUAAACCCAAACUUUCUCCAAUUAUCUACGAGUACAGUUGACAAGAACAAGAACAAAGUGACAGCACUGCAGAGGUAUGAUGCACCCAACAGUAAUAACAAAGAUGCCUGGCCAUCAUUACAGAGUUCAAGUAAAUCAGCCAACGGUUUAACAAUGGAACACAGGAAAACGCCUCCUAUAUUAGAAAAUGGCACAGACCCAGAACACAUGACUCCAGAUGGUGCAGACUCAGAUUUCGGCCCUAUCGAUAAACCUUCAGAUUCCCUCAGUAUAGGAAAUGGUGACAGCUCUCAGCAGAUAACAAACAGUGACACACCUUCACCACCACCUGGUUUAACAAAACCCAAUCCAGUUAUACCCAUCAGUUCAUCUAAUCACAGUACACGGUCUCCUUUUGAAGGGGCUGUAACAGAAUCCCAGUCACUCUUCUCUGACAACUUCCGGCACCCUAACCCCAUCCCUAGUGGGCUUCCUCCAUUCCCCAGCUCUCCACAGACUUCGAGUGACUGGCCCACAGCACCAGAACCACAGAGCCUCUUCACAUCAGAAACUAUACCAGUAUCUUCCUCCACAGACUGGCAAGCAGCUUUUGGGUUUGGUUCCUCCAAACAGCAAGAAGACGACUUAGGGUUUGAUCCCUUUGACAUCACCCGCAAAGCCUUAGCAGACCUGAUUGAGAAGGAACUGUCAGUCCAAGACCAACCUUCCCUUUCGCCCACAUCUCUUCAGAACCCUACCCCACACACUACGACUGCCAAAGGGCCAGGUUCUGGAUUCCUGCAUCCUGCUGCACCCACAAAUGCCAACUCUCUCAGUAGCACCUUUCCAGUCAUGCCACAGAGGUUUCCACAGUUUCAACAGCAUCGAGCAGUUUACAACUCCUUCAGUUUUCCGGGCCAAGCAGCUCGCUAUCCUUGGAUGGCCUUCCCACGCAAUAGCAUCAUGCACUUGAACCACACAGCAAAUCCCACCUCAAACAGUAAUUUCUUGGACUUGAAUCUCCCACCACAACACAGCACAGGUCUGGGAGGGAUCCCUAUAUCAGACAGCAGCAGUUCUGUAGAGAGUUUAAAUAUGAAGGAAUGGCAGGACGGGCUAAGGGCACUUCUACCGAACAUUAACAUCAACUUUGGUGGACUGCCCAAUGCUUCUUCCCCCUCCAACGCCAACCACAGUGUACCAACGUCCAACACUGCCACCACCGACAGCCUGAAUUGGGACAGCCCUGGCAGCUGGAUGGACCCCGCAAUCAUCACAGGUAUCCCAGCCUCCACAGGAAACAGUUUAGACAGCCUUCAAGAUGACAAUCCUCCACAUUGGCUAAAAUCUCUUCAGGCUCUCACAGAGGUGGACGGCCCCAGUGCAGCACCAUCACAGACACACCACAGUAACCCCUUCGGCACACAGAUCCCUCUGCACAGAGCCAGUUGGAAUCCCUACUCUCCUCCUUCAAACCCCACCAGUUUCCAUUCCCCACCUCCAGGCUUUCAGACAGCCUUCAGACCCCCCAGUAAAACCCCCACAGAUCUACUACAGAGCUCAGCGCUGGAUCGUCAUUAGGAAAGGAGGAAAAAGAAAAAAAGAAAAAAAAUAAGACCCAAAACGUUAGAAAUGCAGGAAGUGUCCCACCCUGACUCCUCCCCAUGCCCACCUACUGUUCCCUGUCAUAUCUUUCUUUCUGAAGAAUCCAGUUCCUGAUCAAACUUCCCCCCAAAUGCAAUGCCAUCACAGGGUCAUGACCAUUCUUUUUGUUAAGUUUCUGCAGAACCGGUGUUUGAAAUACACUGUUUGAAAUAUUUUCUAAGCAUUCUAAGGAAAAAAAAAAAAAAGAGAGAGAGAGAGAGAAAUCAAAAUGCAGUCUCAAUGCUUAAGGAGAAUAUUACUGUCUUACAUCUUUUGCACAUGAGUAUUUCUGCCUAGUAGAAAAGUGUCAAUCUGCAGUAGGGGAAAAAGUGCAAUGCAGAAUCAAAGGAAAGAACAUAAAAAAGGUAUUUAAUUUAAAUGAAGUUACUGAACAUGUGGGGCAAGCAGUGGCCCAGCAUUUAUUUUGCAUUCAGUGUGGCACUACACAGGGAAAUUGCUAUGUUGGGGUUGGUUGGUUUUUUUGGGUGUUUUUUUUUUUUGAGCAGGGGAUUUUAUUGCAUCAGUCAGAGUUUGACAUGACCUGUGUUGAGAGGCAAAACACUUAUAGCUAUGAGUAACUGGCAUGUUGCUAAAGAGUGGUUUAAAGAGGGGAGAAUAAGAUUUUUCUUUAAUUUUGGCUUUAGAUUUCAAGUAAACUUUAAUGUUUUAAAAGUAUUCACAGAUUUAAUACCUAGCAUAUACGUAAUAUAAUUAUAAGCAGCUGAAACACGAGUGAUAUUUACUUCAGUCUUUCUGUCUCCUCUGUCAGUCUCUCUUUUUUUUUUUUUUAAGAUUCACCUGAUUAGGGCACUCUGGGAUAGCACUGCAUUGGGGCCACAUGAUCACCAUCAGGAGCAACCUCUGACCUCUGCCUGCAGCUUUUACUUAACCCUGUAGUUUCUGGACAUUUGUGCAGUAUUGAAAAGACAGGAAAAAAGAAACAGAUGAAUAAACAUGGUUAUAACCUGACGCUAAAACUAAAACCAAGGAAAUGUACCUCUUUCUUCAGAAUUAAAACUAAAAUCUUAAAUAAAAAAGAAAACUUGAUGAUGA